UUCAGCCCCAUUCCACCAUUAGCAUCAGCGCUCUCACUCUCAACUCUCAAGUGGCAGCGGCACCAUAUGCAGAGGCAGAGCAGCUAGCAGCUAGCCAAACGCAAACUCGUCGCUAAGAGAACGUAAGGCGUAGCUGCAGAGGAAGGUCGUCGACGAACAGAUCAUCCAUCAGGCAGAGGAAAAAGUCGAGUUAUCAAGCCACCACCAAGGAAAUCUCACCCGGCCGAACUGUUCGGACGAUGGAGGCUGUACAAGUAGAAUCCAAAGGCUCGCACGGCGGCGACGAGACGUCGUCGUCGAAGAAGAAGAAGGAUCGCCGGAGCUCGUGGGGCUGCGCUUUCCUCCUCGUGAACAACUGCUUCCAGUACACGGCCUACUUCGGCGUGUCGACGAACCUGGUGAACUACCUCAAGGUCCAGCUGCACUCCGGCAGCAAGGCCGCUGCCAACAGCGUCACCAACUGGCAGGGCACCGCCUCCAUCACGCCGCUCGCCGCCGCCUUCCUCGCCGACUCCUUCCUCGGCAGAUACUGGACCAUCACCGUCUUCCUCCUCAUCUCAGUCGCGGGGUAUGGUGUCGUGACGGCGAGCGCGUCGGCGGCGCUGGAGAGCGCGGUGUUGUUCUACGCGGGGCUGUACCUGGUGGCGCUGGGCGGCGCGCUGCAGCCGGUGCUGUCGUCGUUCGGGGCCGACCAGUUCGACGUGGAGGCCGACGAGGAGGAGCGCGGGCGGCAGAGCUCCUUCUUCAACUGGUUCUACCUGACCAUCAACGUAGGGUCGCUGGUCGGCGGCACCGUGCUGGUGUGGGUGCAGUCCGCCCACGGCUGGCGGCUAGGCUACGGCAUCCCGGCGCUCCUGAGCGUGGUCGCCGUCGCGCUGUUCCUGGCCGGCACCGGCGCGUACCGCAGCCACCAGCCCCCCGGUGGCAGCCCGCUCACCAGGAUCGCGCAGGUGGUGGUCGCCGCCGCCAGGAAGUGCGACGUGGAGGCGCCCACCGACGCCGCGCUGCUGCACGAGCUUGACGGCGACGACGGCAUGUCGGCGAUACUGGGGAGCCGCCGCCUCGCGCACACCGACCAGUUCAGGUUCUUAGACAAGGCGGCGGCGGAGACGGCGGACGACAAGGCGCGGCCGGCGAGCCCGUGGCGGCUGUGCACCGUGACGCAGGUGGAGGAGCUCAAGUGUGUGCUCCGACUGCUGCCGGUGUGGGCGUGCGGCAUCAUCUUCGCGGCCGCCUACACGCAGAUGACCACCACCUUCAUCCUCCAGGGUGACACGCUGGACCCGCGCGUCGGCAGCUUCCGCGUGCCCCCCGCCGUGCUCACCGUCUUCGACACCCUCAGCGUCAUGCUCUGGGUGCCGCUCUACGACCGCGCCGUCGUGCCGCUCGCGCGCCGCCUCACGGGCCACCACCGCGGGUUCACGCAGCUGGCGCGCAUGGGUGUGGGCUUCGUCAUCCUCACUGUUGCCAUGCUCGCCGCCGGCACGCUCGAGGUGGCACGGCGCCGCGUCGUCACGCGCCACGGCACCUACACCGGCGAGGACGGCGCGGGGUACGUGCCGAUGUCGAUCUUCUGGCAGGUGCCGCAGUACGUGGUGGUGGGUGCCGCAGAGGUGUUCACGUUCAUCGGGCAGAUGGAGUUCUUCUAUGACCAGGCGCCGGACGCCAUGCGGAGCGUCUGCUCGGGGCUCUCCAGCGCGGCGUUUGCGCUGGGCAACUACGCGAGCUCGGCGCUCGUGGCCGUCGUGGUGCGCGCGACGACGAGGGGCGGGCGGCCCGGGUGGAUCCCCGACGAUAUCAACGACCGCCAUCUGGACUACUUUUUCUGGCUGCUCGCCAUGCUCUGCAUCGGCAACUUCGGCGCGUACCUGCUCGUCGCACGGUGGUAUAUCUACAAGAAGACCGCUGACUGAACCUGGAGAUCACAGUAAUGUAAUGUAACGUACGUGCUAGGUGUACUUCUCUAAUGCAAUGAAGUUGUAAUUGGGAAAGCCACCUUUGAUGCCGCAAAUCUCGGGGGAACUCUGCUCAAAGAAGAAUCAGAAUCGUUGGCCUAGAAAAAGCAGUUUGUCUAAUUCA
Messenger RNA from Triticum dicoccoides, 2079 nucleotides. RefSeq names its product protein NRT1/ PTR FAMILY 8.2-like. Bases 240 to 1913 code for a protein of 557 amino acids. Gene Ontology annotation, cellular component: membrane. The record is from RefSeq and is a predicted model, not a curated record. Gene Ontology annotation, biological process: oligopeptide transport; transmembrane transport. The transcript is spliced from 5 exons. Gene Ontology annotation, molecular function: transmembrane transporter activity. Lineage: Eukaryota; Viridiplantae; Streptophyta; Magnoliopsida; Poales; Poaceae.